Asterias rubens (European starfish) is the source of this 1007-nucleotide messenger RNA. RefSeq names its product 60S ribosomal protein L27a-like. Lineage: Eukaryota; Metazoa; Echinodermata; Asteroidea; Forcipulatida; Asteriidae. The transcript has 4 exons. Bases 70 to 519 code for a protein of 149 amino acids. The record is from RefSeq and is a predicted model, not a curated record. Gene Ontology annotation, molecular function: structural constituent of ribosome. Gene Ontology annotation, biological process: translation. Gene Ontology annotation, cellular component: ribosome; cytosolic large ribosomal subunit.
CAUAAAUUAGUCUCGGAUGUUCUCGCGUAGUCUCGCGAGAAUCGUUCUUUUGCUUACCAUCAAUCCAACAUGUCGGUUCUCAAGCAUCGCAAGAAGACGAGGAAGCUUCGUGGGCAUGUCAGCCACGGUCACGGCCGUAUUGGCAAGCACCGAAAGCAUCCGGGAGGUCGUGGAAAUGCUGGUGGACAACAUCACCACAGAAUCAACUACGAUAAAUACCAUCCUGGUUACUUUGGAAAAGUUGGUAUGAGACACUUCCACAUGACGAGGAAUAAGUAUUUCAAGCCAGCUAUCAACGUUGACAAGGUGUGGUCGCUAGUCACCGAAGAGACCAGAACUUACUACGCCAAGAACACUGAAAAGGCUCCGGUUAUCGACUGCGUCCAAGCUGGUUACUACAAAGUCUUGGGCAAAGGUCUCCUCCCCAAACAGCCAGUUAUCGUCAAAGCCAAGUUCUUCAGUCGCCUAGCUGAGGAAAAGAUCAAGAAGGCCGGAGGAUGUUGUGUCCUCGUUGCCUAGACGAUCCAUGACUAGAUAAGAAGACAUCCACAGGCACCAGGAACUCACGAGUAUCAGCGGGGACUAGAUACCUUUCCCGCCAGAACAAUAACCAUGGGAUAGAAAGCUACGAUGGCGCAUGUGAAAGUUAGCAACAGUGGAUGAUCAAAGGCAGGUGACGUCAUGGAUGCAAAGCUAACUCAGAUGCAAUAAUUUUUUUGGAAAAUUGUAGCUAAUCCAUUAGCAUCUUUUUUUAGUACUACGUCCAUAGUGAACCGUAAAAGAAAAUACCUUAAUGAUUUGUCCAGAAAGCACGAAUCAAUACACAUGCUGAAAGUGUGUUGUGUUCUUUGUCGCGUGCGUCGCUUUUUUUUUGUUUUCAGCCUCUUAAUUCUAGUGUCUAAAAUGCUGGAUGUUUUCUUGCUUCCUGUCACAAUUGUAAAAGAGAGUUGGUACGAAGAGGGUUUCACACAGUUGGAGAAAAUAAAGUAAUUAUGUACACAAAUGAA